UACCGAGAUGGAGGAGCAGCGUGGCCGGGGUUCAGCUGUGCGCGUGGGUGCUUGGAAUUGCCGCGAGCUCGGGGCAGUCGAGGGCGACCUGAUGGCGCGCGACACGAAAGACCAGCACCAGCCAAGGCGACGGUGGAUAUCGCCCAGAUGUGGGCCCCUCAGCCUUAUCGCCCUGGGUAUGAGCGGCGCCUCGAGCAAACCCUCCCUGGUGGAGAAGACCCGUGAGCGGCGCGUGCAGGCCGUCCGCGAGUGUGAGGGCGCCGUGCAGGUGGCGUGCGGUGGACAUGCCAAUUGGGAGUGGCCCUGCAGCUGCGACGGGUGGGCGCGCCGCGCGACCAGGAGGAUGGUCGAGGGCCCGAGGGUGGUCGCGGCGAAGAACGCGGGAUGCAUUCUGGGGGCGAGGGCGCCAGACGGGAGUAUCGCGAAGGAGGAGUGGCUGAAGGCCGCGACGUCGGCCCGAGUGGCGGCGCGCCUCGAGGUCGAGUGCCCGGAUGGCCACGAGCGCAAGCACCUCCGAGGUGGCAGUGCGACGGCAACCAGUGCAUUCUACCUGGCAGAGAUGGCGCGUCGAGCCGCGGGGGCGAUGCUGGAGGGCGACAGCGCCGAGAUCCACAGAUAG
Prorocentrum cordatum is the source of this 619-nucleotide messenger RNA. Lineage: Eukaryota; Dinophyceae; Prorocentrales; Prorocentraceae. The record is from the annotation of a GenBank genome assembly.